Messenger RNA from Drosophila suzukii, 1039 nucleotides. RefSeq lists its product as uncharacterized. The record is from RefSeq and is a predicted model, not a curated record. NCBI's taxonomy places the organism in Eukaryota, Metazoa, Arthropoda, Insecta, Diptera, Drosophilidae.
UCAAACUGGUUAUUAACGGUCAUGGAUCGGAGAACAUGUCAGUGCGAAAACAGAAAUGUGAAUCCCCUUAAAAAGAAAUUUUUAGCGGCUCCUUAAGAAAUACUCACAUAGUGAAACCGAAAAACUAAGGAAUGAGAUGGACCUUGUUAAAAACGAGCUGGAAAAAGCGUAUGAUGUUAUUGAUGAGAUGGAAUUCGAGUUAGAAAGCGUGGAUUUACUGGCUCUCCAAAAUCAGUGGCUACGCGAUGAAUUGCUGAAACUUAAAACGCAGGAAGAUGAUGUGAUUCCUAGGAACGAGGUGGAGGACCCAGCAUCCAGAAAGCAACGUCGCAGUUAUCGGCAACAAGUUUCUGCAGGGAUGUUAGACCCCCAGUUUAAAGUCCCACCCCAAGAGCAGCGAUUCGGAAUCGUUCUGGAUUAAGAUAGUUGCUAACUGAUUGAAAAAAAUUUAUACUUUGCAUGCCAUAAACCGCUUCUGAUAGCAAUUUCGGAAUUAAAUUGAAAAGCUUUUCAUUAUUGUUAUCCUUUCUAAAGAUAUAAAUGUGAAUCACAGAAUUCACCGAUGCGUAAAGUCUGAUUUAUUCUCAUUCAUACAUUUGUGUGAGAUACUUUUAGAUAUCGCAAGUACUCUUCAAAUCAAAUCAGCUUUCAAUAUAUACCAAAUUUUUGCUGCUUCUACAUUGUUUAUUGACACAAUUUAUUUAUGUGUCUACACUUAAUAAUCUCUUAUUGGAUUUACUACACCUAAGCAGCUCUGAAUUAAUUGUGGUAUCAUUUAUGGUACCUCGAAGACCACUUAUGUGCCUAGGAAUCCAUUCGAACUCCAUGCAUAAAUCAGCCCACUGUAAUUUGCCUGUAAAUAAAUAAAAUCAAUUGCAUUCCCAGCUCGGUUGCUCCUUUAUCGAGUGGUUUGUUUGUGUAAGCGGCUUGUAAUGCAUUUGCAGCUCCCAAAAGAAUACAUUUUAUGAGCUCUGGAUAUUAGAUGGCUUAAGCUCAACCAACUGGGUCAAGUGUGUGCAAUUUUACCUGUGACUUACUG